AUAGUACUCAACAAGAGGUAGUCAUAUGCCAGGCAGCAGCUAUUGACUGUCAGAUGCAAAUCUCAACACAAGAAUGGCCAACCACCAUGAAAAAUUUAAUAACCGCUCUUAUAUAUACAACCUUAAUAAUACCUAAAAAAGCUAAA
This is a messenger RNA of Racocetra fulgida, 146 nucleotides long. Lineage: Eukaryota; Fungi; Glomeromycota; Glomeromycetes; Diversisporales; Gigasporaceae. The record is from the annotation of a GenBank genome assembly.